This is a messenger RNA of Ceraceosorus bombacis, 807 nucleotides long. The record is from the annotation of a GenBank genome assembly. NCBI's taxonomy places the organism in Eukaryota, Fungi, Basidiomycota, Exobasidiomycetes, Ceraceosorales, Ceraceosoraceae.
AUGGCAGUGAGUGGAGCGGUUGUCUCAGACUGAUCGCUGUUGCUUCUUGCUGCCUGACGAGUCGCAUUAUUUGACGCCCUUGAGCCUGAGCGCAUCAAAGGUCUGCCGUACAGCAUCAGCUCCGAUGUGUGGUCCCUAGGCUUGACCAUACUUGAGGUGGCUUCCAACCGCUUCCCCUUUCCUCCAGAAGGCGAACCGCCGCUGGGUCCCAUCGAUUUGCUGUCGUACGUGCUCAGCAUGGCAACGCCAGAGCUACAAGAUGACGAGGUGGCCGGAAUCAAGUGGAGCAAAGCUUUGAAAGACUUUAUAGAUAGGUGUUUGGAAAAGGAUUCUGCUAAGCGUCCAGGACCCAACAAGAUGCUGGGACAUCCUUUCAUCAAGAAGAGCGAGAGCAGGCAACCUCAGCCAGACAUUGCAAAGUUCGUCGCUGAUGUUUGGGGCUGGCCCUAUCCUCCUGCCGCUCCAGCGAGCGCAGCAGAAGGUGACACUUUCACUCCGACGGCUACAAAUGCGAGCGGUAAGACAGCUGCACCGUCCUCGGCCACAGCUGUGGCUGCCGCUUUUGCUCGACUGCCCAGCGUCAGGCGUGCACCUGGUGCACCGAGCAACCUUUCCCUCAAGACUGCGCCCAAUCCGUCUCAAUCACCGAGAGGUACAGUUCCAAAUACACCCACCGUCACUGCCUCUACACCUGUAGCCAUCGUGGACCCAGAAGGUAGAACGGCGGAGGAGAGAGCUGCUGCGAAGAUGAGGGAAGCGGACGUAGGUCUUGUGGGUAGCCCAACUUCUGAAUCCGCAUUUCCUUGA